Messenger RNA from Aspergillus melleus, 471 nucleotides. RefSeq names its product MYB DNA-binding domain protein. The record is from RefSeq and is a predicted model, not a curated record. The coding region runs from base 1 to 471 and encodes 156 amino acids. Lineage: Eukaryota; Fungi; Ascomycota; Eurotiomycetes; Eurotiales; Aspergillaceae. The transcript has a single exon.
AUGAUUGCGUUACAAAACCAAGCUAUUCUGCCUUCCGCCAAAGUGGAUAUCUCACUGCUGCUGAAGCCCCAAGAUGAGGAGGCCGCCACCCCCGUGACCUCUGCAUCCAACUUCCCUCCCAAUCCGAUCCCGCAGCCUCCAAUGAUUCCGGCACUCCCCAUCACGACCCCGACGUCCGUUCCUUCUGUGACGCCUCUUACAGCCAAAGCCCCAGUAUCCAUCCCGGCGAAGCGCCUACAACCAGCUCAUACGGCAGAAUCCCCAGCCAAAAAACAGUCAAAAUGGUCGCCCGAAGAGGAUGCACUGAUUAUCGAAUUACGGGGAAGUGGUAUGAAAUGGGAGGAUAUCAGCAAACGACUUCCCGGUCGAAGUGCGAUCAGUUGCCGUCUUCACUAUCAGAAUUAUCUGGAGCGCAGGAGUGAGUGGGACGAGGAUAAGAAGAACAAACUUGCGCGAUUAUAUGAGAGGUAG